Molecule: messenger RNA, 3066 nt
Organism: Pecten maximus
Lineage: Eukaryota; Metazoa; Mollusca; Bivalvia; Pectinida; Pectinidae
Exons: 7
Coding region: 36-3041 (1001 amino acids)
Source: RefSeq, a predicted model, not a curated record
UCGACGUGUGACAGAGGUACGCCAAUACCUGCGCCAUGAAGCAUAGCCAAUGGAUUACCCUCCUGUAUGGUGUAUCUAUCACAUACAGCCUGUGUGUAGGUGCACCUGACAAUGCCGGCACUGAGUUCAUUUUAGGAUUCACCGAAAUGACAGGCAAUACCCAAGAUGUUGUGCUGUACAUAACAACAGUAAAGUCUAGUACUAUUAGCGUCCGGGUCAAUGCACCAAAGUACUCACCUGCAGUGAUCAGCGAGACUUCAUUCAAUGUAACUUCUACUGAAACCAAAAUCAUUAGAAUAUCAGGAGAUAUACGAACGUCAGGAACAAAACAAGAAAGCAAAGGUGUCCAUAUAACAGCAAAUGAUGAAAUUAAUGUUUUUGGUUUCGAUUUUGAGAUGGAAUCGGGCGAUUUUUUUCUAGCACAUCCUAUUGAUGUUUUGAGCUCAGGAUACAUUGUUAAUGCAUUACCUCAAAGCCAGGUAUUUUUCGUUGUGUUGCACAAUGAAACGGCCGUUGUCAUAACUUUGGGUACUGCGUUAGCAAAACACGCUGUAACCUACGAAGGAGUGGAUAUCCAUUCGGGUGAAACAAUAGAAUUGAUGCUUCACCGAUUUGAUACUUUCCAUUUAACCAGUCGGGGAGAUCUCAGUGGAACCCUGAUUACAGCAGAUAAAGCUAUUGCCAUGUUCAACGGAAAAGCUAACACAGCUCAAAAUUCUGGAGAUGUCGCUGGCCAUAUGAUAGAGCAAGUACCUGCUAUCCAGUCACUAGGUAAAAUCUUCAUCGCAUCUCCAAUUCCCGACUAUGCUGACGACAAUUUGUUAAAAUUUGUUGCGAGUGCUGACAAAACAUUUGUUAAAAUAAACUGUACAGAUGGCUGGGAACGCUCUUUCGUUUUAACGUUUGCGGGUGAUGUGACUACUCGUGACCUUAUUACGCCCGACUAUUGUACAAUAGAAGCGGAUAAGCACAUUCUUCUGACUCAACUUUGUAGGAGCAACACGGAUAACACAAAAUUCAGUAUGAUCAUUAUAACCCCUAUUGAACAAUAUGCCGCAGAUUAUACAUUCACCACCCCUAGUGACAGCCUAUAUAACAACAUGUUGAUGGUCAUUGUACCGGUAACAGAAGUAAAUGGACUACUAUUGGACGGGGAUGCAUUUUCGACCGGGGAUAUAAUUUCGACCCAGAUUGUUCAAUCCCACUACGCGAUAAGACAUAUCCCUGUUUCUGAAGGUGCCCACACCGUGCGACACAUCUCCCCCAUUGUCACGUUCGGUGCUUACAUAUACGGAACAGCACCCAGACAGUUCUAUGUGACAGCCGCCGGUAAACGAUUUGCUCCGAUCAAUACGCCGUGCAACGUAAACCUAGCAGUCAUAAUUCCGGGUGAUGGACUUGAUAACGACUGUGAUGGACGUAUUGACGAGGAACUCUGUGUGGAAUCAUACUCUAGAGACCAGAUCGACGAUGAUGAUGGAGACGGUUUAUCAAACGAAGAUUGUGCAAAACUCGCAGCAAUCGACGGUAGCUGGAGUGAUUGGAGCGAUUACGAUACUUGCUCGGUGACCUGUACGAAACCUGGUAUUCCAAACAAUGGCACACAAACACGGAAACGUGCCUGUACUAAUCCGGAACCUUCCAAUGACGGGAUGCCAUGCAGAGGACCAGGCUCACAGUACCGCUUCUGUAACUCAACUACUAAUUGUCCAAAAAAUUUCAACUAUGUUAUCGGAUAUAUGGGAACUGGUGACAAUGCCUCACACCUAUUGGUUGUUGUGAACCUUGGAGACGAUGUUGCAAGAAUAAAUGUUACAUCGAAGUCUGGAAGUAUGAUAACUGACCUUAAUACUACGGACACAUACGAUGUAACAUUUGAUCACGAAUUCACAGUGAAAGAAUCAGCGCUUAGUUCCAAGGCCAUUAGAAUAGAGUCUGAUAACCAUAUCCAGGUGUAUGGUUUCAACAGCAAGCCAACAACAUCAUGCAAGGCAGGAUUCAUUGCGAGAAACAACGCCACGAUCGGUAAAAUGUAUUAUGCACUAACACCAAAUGCUUUAAUUGGCCAAUCUACAAAUCCACAGGUUCUGAUUGUUGGUGUACAUUCCAACACAUUUGUAAGCGUACAAAUAAAUGUUCAAAAUGGACGUGAAAAUGGUGUCUAUAUAGAACAAGUCUUUUAUGGUAAUGGCGAUGAGUUUAACAUCUCCAUGAACGAAUUUCAAACUUUACAAAUUCAAAGUGAAAGCGGAGAUUUCACCGGAAUGAGGAUUAAAUCAUCGAAACCAAUCAGUGUAUUCAGCGGAAAUAAAUAUGUUGGUAGUUCACGGGAUUCUCAUUUGGUGGACCAAUUACCGCCUGUUAGUGACUGGGGUACAAAAUUUGUAUCCAUAUCCCCGAAUUAUGCAAUGUACAAGUGCAAGGUAGUCGCGUUGCAGCCUUCUACUAUUGUGCAAUAUACAUGUUCUUCUGGUUCUUUCAGUCCUAUAUCACUUAAUGCGGAAGGGGAACACGCCAGCAUACAAUUUGAUAGCGAAACUUGCACAUUUGUUUCAAAUAAUCCCGUUAUGAUUGCUAUGACAACGAAUAGGAUUGAUGGAAACCCGUCAUUGGUUAUGUUGCAACCGCUGGAAAUCGUCAGUGGUAACCUGGUGUUUUACAUACCAACAUUAGUAGAAGCGGAGUUAGUAAUUGCAAUAGAAACUAAACAUUUUGGAAAUAUUACCGUUGAUUGUGAAAGUAUAAAUGAGAAUGUGCUAGUCGCGGAUGGUAUGACUUCCGGUCGUAAAUCAUUAGAUAGUGGAAUCCACGUCGUCCGGACCAAUGGCAGAUCUGUUCUCUUGUCCGGCUAUGUCCAUGGAUGGGUCAACCAUUUUACAUUCAGCUACCCAUUGAUUGUUAGCAGCACGCUGGUAGAUGACACGGACAGUUUACUAGGAACCUGUGAUGAGGGAACCUUCAGAAAUGCAAACCGUUUCAUCUACGGCAGUGUUGACCACAUCUACGGGACUUUUUCUUCAAAGCUCAAUCACUUUGCCUGACGCCACUCAGUAUGCAGAAAUAAUG